AUGGGAAGAUCAAUUGAUCGAAGUUUAGACACGCUUAGUCUUUUGGCACUGGCAGGUGUAACAAUCCAAGGACAUCCGCGCGAGGGAGCAAGGCCAAUGGCCUCUAACGCCACGCGGUUGCACACCCUGCCCCACAGGCUCGGUGCUGAGCCCAGCGGCGGAUCCCUGAGGACGUCCUGCGCUGGGGUUCUGCCUGGCGCGGUGGCCUUUAUACAAUUCGGGGUGCCCCGGGUUGCUCUCCCCGACCUGCCCAACCCAGCAGGUUCUGCCAGGAUCACGCUCCAACCCCAGCGGGCUCCGACGCCAGGGGACGCGCUGAGGAGCUGGGAGGACGCCCGCGCCGCGCGGCUCCCGGGCGGACCCUCCCGCCAGGUGUCCGGUGGACCCCCAGGUUCACCAGAACUGAGGCUGGUGGCGCUGGAGAACGCCCGAGGGAGAGGCGGGCCACCUCGGAGAGGUGGAGGGAAGUCCCGAGCGAGCCGCCCCGAAGCGAUUCCGAGUCCGGCAGCCGCUGCGCCGAGUGUGGGCGCCGCGCUCUGCCGCCGUGGAGGCUGCGGCGCUCGGGCAGCCGCCGCGCCGGCCGAGGGGAAGGUGGAACCUGCCAAGCUGGCGCCCGGCGGGGCCUCAGGGGGCGGCGAGCUGGCGGGGACUGCGGGGCCGGGCCUCCUGGCCCUGCUGCUGGCGGUGUGUGCUCCGCUGCGGCUGCAGGCGGAGGAGCUGGGUGACGGCUGUGGGCACAUAGUGACCUCUCAGGACAGUGGCACGAUGACAUCUAAGAAUUAUCCAGGGACUUAUCCCAAUCACACUGUUUGUGAAAAGACUAUCACAGUCCCAAAGGGGAAGAGUCUGAUUCUGAGGUUGGGAGAUGUGAAUAUUGAAUCCCAGAGCUGCGCUUCUAACUAUCUUCUCUUCACCAGCUCCUUGGAGAAAUAUGGUCCAUAUUGUGGAAGUAUGACCGUUCCCAAGGAACUCAGGCUGAAUACAAAUGAAGUAACUGUUCGCUUUGAGAGUGGAUCCCACAUUUCUGGUCGGGGCUUUUUACUCACCUAUACCAGCAGCGACCAUCCAGAUUUAAUAACCUGCUUGGAAAGAGGUAGCCAUUAUUUGAAGACUAAAUUCAGCAAAUUCUGCCCAGCUGGUUGUAAAGACAUAGCAGGAGACAUUUCUGGGAACACGGUAGAUGGCUACAGAGAUACCUCUUUACUCUGCAAAGCUGCCAUCCACGCCGGAAUUAUCAGAGAUGAACUGGGAGGCCAGAUCAGCAUACUACAGAGCAAAGGGCUAAGUCGUUAUGAAGGAAUACUCGCCAAUGGUGUGCUUUCCAGGCAUGGCUCCCUGUCAGAAAGGCGCUUUCUGUUUGCCUCCAAUGGAUUAAAUGUUACAGCUGUGGCCAUCCCAUUGGUGCUCCUCGUUGCCCUGCUUCUGGCUGGAAUGGGCGUCUUUGCUGUCUAUAGAAAGAGGAAGAAGAAAGGAAACCCAUAUAUAUCUGCUGAGGCUCAGAAAACAGACUGUUGGAAACAGAUUAAAUAUCCAUUCGCCAGGCAUCAGUCAUCGGAGUUUACCAUCAGCUAUGACAAUGAGAAGGAGAUGCCACAAAAGUUAGAUCUCAUCACCAGUGAUAUGGAAGAUUACCAGCAGCCUCUCAUGAUUGGCACGGGCACAGUCACGAGAAAGGGCUCCACUUUCCGGCCCAUGGACACGGACACCAAGGGGGAGAGCGGGGUGAGCGCGGAGGACGGCGGCCACUACGACUGUCCUCAGCGCGCCGGCGCCGGCGGCGCGGGGCAGCACGAGUACGCGCUGCCGCUGGCGCAGGCGGAGCCCGAGUACGCCACGCCCAUCGUGGAGCGCCACGUGCUGCGGGCGCAUUCCUUCUCCGCGUCCUCCGGCAGCGGCUACCGCGUCCCCGGGCCCCGGCCUGUCCACAAACACUCUCUGUCCUCCGGUGGCUUCUGCCCGGCCGCGGGGGCGCAGGGCGGGGACUAUCAGAUGCCACCCGGCCCCAAGCCCGCAGACGGGGACUACGACAAGCCCCAAACCAGCAGCUUCUUGGCUGUUGAAAACAGAGACCCCGCCUCUCCAAAGCCACAGGUGCAUCCUGAGUUGAACGAUGGUUAUUCAUCCCCCAGAAACUGCCUCACGCCCCUCCACCAGACCGCCAUGACGGCUCUCCUGUGAACACGAUGUGCACGGCGCCUGCCUGGUGCCGCGCCAAGCCAGAGGCUUGUCACUGAUUAGUGUGUCCAUGUGCCAUGGGCACUGUGACUCGGUAAGGAUCCAGGAGACAGCGCUCCCACGCUGUUUACACCAGUGGUUUUUGUUCUGACCCUUGGGGUGAGAGCCCGCUGGUUUGUGUAAGGCUAGAAACAAACAAAAAUGGACAUUUGUCACAUGGCAUUUUCAUUUUUCUGUGAUACUGAGCUCCUUGAGUGUAAAAUGUGCAAUCUGUACAGAGCUGUAUUUAAACAGAAUUAAAGUAACUUAAGUUCACUUUGUCA
This is a messenger RNA of Dipodomys spectabilis (banner-tailed kangaroo rat), 2498 nucleotides long. RefSeq names its product discoidin, CUB and LCCL domain containing 1 (gene Dcbld1). The record is from RefSeq and is a predicted model, not a curated record. The transcript has 13 exons. The coding region runs from base 1 to 2178 and encodes 725 amino acids. NCBI's taxonomy places the organism in Eukaryota, Metazoa, Chordata, Mammalia, Rodentia, Heteromyidae.